Molecule: messenger RNA, 678 nt
Organism: Knipowitschia caucasica
Lineage: Eukaryota; Metazoa; Chordata; Actinopteri; Gobiiformes; Gobiidae
Source: the annotation of a GenBank genome assembly
AUGUGCCAUGUCAUUGUCACCUGCCGCUCCAUGUUGUGGACUCUGCUCAGUAUCGUGGCUGCGUUUGGGGAGCUCAUCGCCUUCAUGAGCACGGACUGGCUGGUGGGAUAUCCUCGUACCCCUGAUGCGGUCUUUGGCCCCCAUGGGGCGACCACUGCAGGGGAGGCUUACAGGCCCACACUCGGAAUCUACGGCCGCUGUAUCAAACUGCCCCACCUGCAGAGGGGCAUCCUCUGCGGACCGUAUGCUGUACACUUUGGGGAGAUCGCCAGCGGGUUCUGGCAAGCAACAUCCAUCUUCCUGGCAGCAGGAAUCCUUCUCCUGUGUGCAGUGGCGUUCAUAUCUGUUUUCACCAUGUGCUUCCAAAGCAUCAUGAAGAAGAGCAUCUUCAAUGUCUGUGGACUGUUGCAAGGGAUAGCAGGCUUGUUUCUCAUCCUGGGGCUCAUGCUGUACCCUGCUGGCUGGGGUUCAGACAAAGUGCAGUUGUAUUGUGGUCCUGACGCGGCCCCGUACCGCGCCGGCCUCUGCUCCAUGGGCUGGGCCUUCUACACGGCGAUGGGCGGCACGGUGCUCACCUUCGUCUGUGCCGUGUUCUCCGCUCAAGCCGAGAUCGCCACGUCCAGCGAUAAAGUCCAGGAGGAGAUCGAGGAGGGCAAGAGCCUGAUCUGCCUCCUCUAG